CCUCUGUCUCAUAUGAAGACCUUCUUGCUCCUGGCCCACCAGCAGCUGCAGGGAGCUUCCUUCUUGCUGGAUGAAAAGCCAGAAAGUGGAGUGGUCUGGCAGAUUCUUCCCCUGUCUGGGAAAAUGACUAGCAGCUUUGUAUGGCUCCUGGUGGUGAUCUUGAGAAAUAGCCUCAGAGAGGCUGCUGGCCAAACACCACCUCAAGGGUUUAGGUAUUCAUCUUAUGAGGUUACCAUUCCAAGGAAAUUGACUCCCAAAUAUGGCCAUCAAGAUCCCCAAGAUGUCAGCUACUGGCUACAGAUUGAAGGGAAAGGCCACAUGUUACAUCUCAGGCAGAAGAGAAAUUUUGUCCCUAAGCACUUCCCUAUCUUCACCUAUAGUACAGAGGGGGACAUCCAGGUGGAUUAUCCUUUCAUCAGAGAUGACUGCUUCUACCAUGGCUUUGUACAGUACAAGCCUCUCUCUUUGGUCACCCUUAGCACAUGCUCAGGGGGACUCAGAGGUCUGUUGAGAUUAGACAAUAAGACCUAUGAAAUUCAACCUGUCCAGCCAUCUGACAAAUUUCAACAUGUAGUAUAUCGGUUGGAAGAAGAGGCAGGUGCAGUCAGAUUGAGGUGUGGCCUAACAGAAGAAGAGAGACAUCAUCAAGAGAACAUGAUACACAGCACAAAAAAUCUAGCAGGCAAAACUGACCCAGGAGGGGACUGGUGGACACACUCAAGGUACGUGAAGGUUGCCAUUGUGGUAGAACAUGAAAGAUAUGUCCAGUUUGACAAAAAUGAAACUCUUGUUAUUAUGCGAGUUAUGGAUGUCAUACAUACCGCAAAUUCAUUCUAUGAGCCACUCAAUGUUCUUGUAACUGCAGUUGGACUGGAGAUAUGGUCAGAAAAGAACCUUAUAGAAAUUUCCAAUGACAUAGCUCAAGUCCUUUCGGAAUUUACUAAAUGGAGAAAAAACACCUUAGUUAAACGUCUAGCGAAUGAUGCGGGUCACUUAUUUACAUAUAAGCGCUUUGGAACAACACUUGGAUUAGCAUAUAUAGGAACAGUUUGCCAAAACGAUUGGGCAGCUGGUGUUGAGUCAUAUAUGAGUUCCAGCUUGUCCUUUUUUGUUAAUACGUUUGUUCAUGAAUUGGGACAUAAUCUUGGCAUGCGCCAUGAUGAGAAAUACUGUACUUGUGUUCAAAGAGCCUGUAUUAUGGCUGCUGCAAAUGAAAACUCUGAUAAAUUUAGCAACUGUAGUUACGCGGAUUAUUUCAAAUUAAGGAACUCUCAUUGCUUGUUAAUUCCUCCAGACCCCAGUAAAGUGUAUAAACGUAAAUACUGUGGCAACAAAGUAGUGGACAAUGGGGAGCAAUGCGACUGUGGGUCAAAAGUUCACUGUGAAUCGGAUCCAUGUUGCCAGUCUAAUUGCAUGUUGCGUUCAGGGGCCAGUUGUGCUUCUGGACUGUGCUGCACCAAGUGUCAGUAUCGCCAAGCUGGAACCAUUUGCAGAGAAAAGAUUGGCAACUGUGACCUUCCCGAGUACUGCAAUGGGACUUCAGAGCACUGCCCGGAAGAUGUUUAUGUACAAGAUGGAACGACAUGCAUGGAUGGUGCAUACUGUUAUCAUGGGAAUUGCUCUACUCACAAUGGCCUCUGCCAGAUUAUCUUUGGCAAGAAAGCAAGAGCAGCAUCAGAGGCUUGCUUCAGAAAAAUCAAUGCUCAAGGCGAUCGGUUCGGCAACUGUGGCCUCAGGCAUGGCAUUUAUAACAGAUGUAAAGCCCAAAAUAGUUUGUGUGGCCGAAUCCAAUGUGAAAACGUUGAUGAAUUACCUUCUUUGGAGGAACACAGCACCAUAAUCCAAACACCGGAUGGCAGUAGGCUAUGUUGGGGGACAGACUAUCAUGAUGGAAUGGAUUUAAUUGAUAUUGGAGCAGUGAGAGAUGGAACUCCUUGUGGCACUGACAUGAUGUGUGUGAAUGGAGAAUGUAUCAGUAUGUCUCUUUUGCAGAAUGACUGUAAUGUAACAAAGUGCCAUUAUCAUGGAAUAUGCAACACCCACCAAAACUGUCACUGUGAUUAUGGCUGGGCCCCUCCAGACUGCCAAAAUAAAGGCUAUGGUGGCAGUAUUGACAGUGGCCCCCUUCCAAAACGCAAGAGUGUCAGUACAAUGACUAUUGAAGGAAUUGUAUUAGUCAUUUUUACUGCUUUUGGUGCUGGCUGUGCUAUAUACUACAGGUUUGGAGUGAGACGACCAUUUGAAAGAUGAAGUACAAGAUUCUAUAUAGGAUGAAUGCAGGAAGGAAGCCCACAGUAGAUCUCAGAAGCAAACAAUACUGCACAAUGUGACAAACACCUAUACCAGAAAUAUUGGGUAGCAUUAUUCAAAAGUAUAUUUGACUAUGCUAGGUUUUGAUUAUUGUUUUUCUUUUAAAAAAACUGCUGUUGAUGCAAUUUGUCUCAUAGGAAAACACUGUAUUCCUCCACAGAGAACAAACCUCCUCUUAUAUGCUGAGGCUGUCUCUCUCUUCUAACCCACAGAAUCCCCUCCUUUUAACUCACUGGGAGGGGGAAACCCACCAGCCCACUGAAAUGGAAAACUACAUACCCAGAGAGCAGAAGCUUGUUCCCAACUAGGAGGACCCCCUGCCCACCACAGAAACCCACGUAAGCACUGGUGUUAUUUGAAUAACUGAGACUCGGUGCUCAUGUUAUACUUGUUGCAUGGGGAUUGGAAGACAACUAAAUUCCCAAUGGGCACAGAAUCAAGCCGGCAUGGUGAAUCCCUGUCUGUAUCACAAAGCCAGCUGCUAUAUGAGUACUUGCAAAAAUGAAAGUGAUGACUGUGAUAGCAAAAAAAUUAAUGUUGUAAUGGCACAGUAUAGAGCAAAUUACAAAAGGCAGAGCGCUUAAGUACUGAAUGUACAAAUACCAAAACUGCUUGCAACACAAAACUUGAAAUAUCAAGAUCUACAGUCCAGUAUGGGUGAACAAUUACUCAAAAGGCCUUUGGAACUGAUGAGAGAGCUCCUUGUAUUCUGACUUAUAACCUUCUAAACUAAUUCUAAUUAAAAGUCAGUCCGUUCAUCUAUUCUGAAUUCUCUUUAUUUAAGGAAAAUGGUAUCAGUAAAAAAGAGCACUCCUUUGCUCCAGUGUUCCACAGGCCUUUAAAAAGGAAUGGCAAAUUCCCUGUUACUAAAAGUGGUAAAAAGUAAUAAUAAUAAAUACUUCAAUAGUGCAUAGUAGCUGUGACACUGCAAAAUGCUGCUGAUAGAAGAUUUGCUCUGCAGUCUUUCUAAAUGCCAAAAUACAUUACUGGAUCUCCCAUUUUGUUUAAAAACAAAACAAAACAUAAUAGCAGCUAUAGGAAGGAGGGAGGGGCAGGGAUCGGCAUAGAGAGGGCUGAACUCUUAUGUUCCAUAUGAUUUCCCAAUCAACUUAGUCUAUACUGUAAUUACGAAGAAUGUAUUAUAAAAAUAUAUGUACAAAUAAAUAUUAUAUGUAUGUGUAAAAAUGUUAUAUGUAAAAAUAAAGGAACAAACUACUUCUAAAACUUGCCAAAAAGUGGGGGUGGGUGGUCCUCAAAAAGUAGAAAAAACCUCACAAGUUGUAAUCCUAUGCACAUUUCCCUGGUAAUAAGCCUCACUGAACACAGUGAGUCUUUCCUCUGAGUAAGCAAGAAUUAACUUCUCCUAUUAGACAGUGGCCCUGUUCGGACAUAAUGCCAAAUCAAAGGUAAACAUGCCAGAAGUUUGAGUUUGUGAUUGCCUGAAAAUUUUUGCUCCCAAACCUGAAUUUGAACCCUUGGUUUGUAGUGAGUUUUGCUGAGUCAUCCAAAUUCUAUAACCUGAGUUUGUUGCUUGAGCUCCUCCCAUAACCAUAGAGAGGCCAGCUAAGCGCAGCCCAUAACUGUGUCAGUUCUAGGGCAGCCAUGUUUCUUGCUGGCCACCUCUCAGAGCUGAUGCCCUGCUCUCUGCUGUCUCCUUAACCCUCCUACUGCUGCUUGGCAAGAGAGAUGUUGUGUCCUCACAGUUCCUGCAUGUAAAGGGACAGAGCAGCUUUGGGGAAAG
Molecule: messenger RNA, 4051 nt
Organism: Hemicordylus capensis (graceful crag lizard)
Lineage: Eukaryota; Metazoa; Chordata; Lepidosauria; Squamata; Cordylidae
Product: disintegrin and metalloproteinase domain-containing protein 21-like
Exons: 1
Coding region: 13-2250 (745 amino acids)
Biological process (GO): proteolysis; male gonad development
Cellular component (GO): sperm head plasma membrane; plasma membrane; external side of plasma membrane
Molecular function (GO): metalloendopeptidase activity
Source: RefSeq, a predicted model, not a curated record